Messenger RNA from Sphenostylis stenocarpa, 2997 nucleotides. Lineage: Eukaryota; Viridiplantae; Streptophyta; Magnoliopsida; Fabales; Fabaceae. The record is from the annotation of a GenBank genome assembly.
AUGGCAUGGAUAGAAGAUAAUGACGGGGAUAAUGGGAGGGAAAAGAAAUUCGUUGGGGAAAAUGGGUUUUUGAAAGUGUCUGAGCCUUCUUCUGAUGGUUCUGUUGGGGAUGGGGGUUCGGUGAGUAAGAAAUGUGAAGGGAAGGAUGAUGUUUCGUAUGCCAACAUACUGCGUUCGAGGAACAAGUUUGUGGAUGCUCUUGCUCUGUACGAGCGUGUGCUGGAGAGUGAUGGUGGGAAUGUGGAGGCUCUUAUUGGGAAAGGGAUAUGUUUGCAGAUGCAGAAUAUGGGUAGGCUUGCCUUUGAGAGUUUUACUGAGGCGAUCAGGUUGGAUCCUCAGAAUGCUUGUGCUCUCACACAUUGCGGUAUUCUGUACAAAGACGAAGGUCGCCUCAUGGAGGCCGCUGAGAUAUUGUGCUUACACAUUUUGAUCACAAGUCAUAACUGGUAUAUUAAUAUAAUGAUUUAUUGGGAACAGUCAUAUCAAAAGGCUCUCCAAGUGGAUCCUUCAUACAAAGCAGCUGCUGAGUGCUUAGCAAUUGUUUUAACAGAUAUUGGUACCAACAUAAAGCUUGCAGGAAGCACUCAGGAAGGAAUUCAAAAAUAUUUUGAAGCUCUCAAAAUAGAUCCACACUAUGCUCCAGCAUAUUAUAACCUUGGUGUGGUCUAUUCUGAAAUGAUGCAAUAUGAUAUGGCCCUUAAUUUCUAUGAAAAGGCAGCACUAGAGAGGCCUAUGUAUGCUGAAGCAUACUGUAACAUGGGUGUAAUAUACAAAAAUCGUGGUGAUUUGGAAGCAGCUAUUACUUGUUAUGAGAGGUGUUUAGCUGUUUCACCUAACUUUGAGAUCGCAAAGAAUAAUAUGGCUAUAGCUUUGACAGAUUUGGGAACAAAGGUUAAAUUGGAGGGUGACAUCAACCGUGGUGUGGCUUUUUAUAAGAAAGCUUUGUAUUAUAAUUGGCAUUAUGCUGAUGCUAUGUAUAAUCUUGGGGUUGCUUAUGGUGAGAUGCUUAAGUUUGAUAUGGCUAUCGUGUUCUAUGAACUUGCCUUCCACUUCAAUCCUCAUUGUGCGGAAGCUUGUAACAAUCUAGGUGUUAUAUAUAAAGAUCGUGACAACCUUGAUAAAGCAGUGGAAUGUUACCAGCUUGCUUUGGGAAUCAAACCCAACUUUUCACAGUCAUUAAAUAACCUUGGUGUUGUAUACACUGUCCAGGGAAAAAUGGAUGCUGCAGCAAGUAUGAUUGAGAAAGCUAUCAUUGCAAAUCCAACAUAUGCAGAGGCCUACAAUAACUUAGGACUAAAAUAUGCUAUCUUAGUCAAGGUUGUGCUGCUUAUUGCCUUCUUGCUUGACAUGUCAGGAGAGUCUAGCCUUGGUUAUAUGGCUUAUGAGAAUUUGGUUGAAAAGAGAGUUCUUUACAGGGAUGCUGGUGAUAUCACACUAGCAAUUAAUGCAUAUGAGCAAUGUCUUAAGAUUGAUCCUGAUUCUCGAAAUGCUGGCCAGAACCGUUUACUUGCAAUGAACUAUAUAGAUGAAGGAAACGAUGAAAAACUUUUUGAGGCUCACAGGUUUACUAAUGUAUAUCUCUUGUUGGCUCUGCUGGUAGUGUUUCGUUAUGUGGUUAAUGAGAUGCAUGGGUUUUCAUUGGUGGCUGGAGAAUUUAUCAAAGAAAUGUUUCCUUGCAGGGAUUGGGGUAGGCGAUUUAUGAGACUAUAUUCACAGUUCACAUCAUGGGACAACUCGAAAGAUCCUGAAAGGCCUCUUGUGAUAGGAUAUGUCUCUCCUGAUUAUUUUACGCAUUCUGUGUCAUAUUUCAUAGAAGCUCCGCUUGUCUAUCAUGACUAUACCAAUUAUAAAGUCAUUGUUUAUUCAGCAGUUGUCAAGGCAGAUGCAAAAACCAGCCGAUUUAGAGAGAAAGUCUUAAAGAAGGGUGGGAUCUGGAGAGACAUUUAUGGAACUGAUGAAAAGAAAGUUGCUGACAUGGUUAGAGAAGAUCAAGUUGAUAUUUUAAUAGAGCUUACUGGUCAUACUGCAAACAAUAAGCUGGGAAUGAUGGCAUGUCGACCUGCUCCAGUUCAGGUGCAUGUUGAAGAGUUAGUUCGAUUACCGGAUUGCUUCCUUUGUUACACUCCUUCUCCUGAGGCUGGUCCUGUUUGUCCUACUCCAGCUCUUUCCAAUGGCUUCAUUACAUUUGGUAGUUUUAACAAUCUUGCCAAGAUUACACCAAAGGUACUGCAAGUCUGGGCGAGGAUACUAUGUGCAAUUCCAAAUUCUCGCCUAGUGGUAAAAUGUAAACCAUUUUGCUGUGAUAGUGUGAGACAGAGGUUUCUUUCCACACUAGAAAAGUUAGGUCUGGAACCACUACGAGUUGAUCUUCUCCCCCUUAUUCUUCUUAACCAUGAUCAUAUGCAAGCUUAUUCUCUAAUGGACAUCAGUUUGGACACAUUUCCAUAUGCUGGAACAACCACAACUUGCGAAUCUUUAUUCAUGGGAGUUCCAUGUGUUACAAUGGCUGGUUCAGUGCAUGCACACAAUGUUGGUGUUAGUCUACUGAGCAAAGUUGGUCUGGGCCAUUUGAUUGCCAAAAAUGAAGAUGAAUAUGUAAAAUUUGCUCUGAAGUUGGCCUCCGAUGUUUCGGCACUACAAAUUUUGAGAAUGAGCCUGCGAGAGCUCAUGUCCAAGUCCCCUCUUUGUGAUGGAGCAAAAUUUAUCCAUGGACUAGAGUCAGCAUAUAGGCAAAUGUGGCGCAGAUAUUGUAAAGGAGAUGUUCCGGCUUUGAGACGCAUGGAACUGUUGCAGCAACCUGCUUCUACUAGUGACCCACCCAAUAAUAACUGUGAGCCAACAAGGAGCAUAAACUCAAGUGAGGGAAGCCCUGGAUCUGUCAUGGCAAAUGGAUUCAAUGCCACGCAACCACAGAAGCCUAAUGUUCACAGUUGCGAAGAAAAUGGUAGGCCAUUGAAUCAAAAUAGUAAUCAAGGGAUGGUGGUGGGUUCAAGUUGA